AUGCUCACUACCAUGAGCAAGGGGGCUUCGUUGAAAGGUGUGCUGCUGGUGGUUCUGCUGGUAUCUAACAUGUUCCUGUCAAAGAAAGGUGUGACCUCAUUGCCAAUCUGUCCCAGUGGGUCUGUUGGUUGUCAGGUCUCCCUUGGGAAUCUUUUUGACCGUGCAGUUAAACUCUCACACUACAUCCACUCCCUCUCCUCAGAAAUGUUCAACGAAUUUGAUGAGCGCUAUGCUCAAGGUCGGGGAUUUAUUACAAAGGCCAUUAAUGGCUGCCACACUUCCUCCCUAACCACUCCUGAAGACAAGGAGCAAGCUCAGCAGAUUCACCAUGAAGACCUACUGAAUUUAGUGCUCGGAGUACUGCGCUCCUGGAAUGAUCCCCUGCUCCACCUGGUCUCUGAAGUGCAAAGUAUCAAAGAAGCUCCAGAUACCAUCCUCUGGAAGGCUGUGGAGAUUGAGGAACAAAACAAGCGUCUUCUAGAAGGAAUGGAGAAAAUAGUUGGACAGGUUCAUCCUGGUGAAAUAGAAAAUGAAGUCCACUCCAGGUGGUCAGGUCUCCCAUCCCUGCAAAUGGCAGAUGAGGACUCCCGUCUCUUUGCCUUUUACAGUCUGCUGCACUGCCUGCGUAGGGAUUCCCACAAAAUUGACAACUACCUGAAGCUGUUAAAAUGUCGCCUUAUCCAUGAUAGCAACUGUUAA
This is a messenger RNA of Terrapene triunguis (Three-toed box turtle), 699 nucleotides long. RefSeq names its product prolactin (gene PRL). The transcript has 5 exons. Gene Ontology annotation, cellular component: extracellular region. Gene Ontology annotation, biological process: response to nutrient levels; positive regulation of receptor signaling pathway via JAK-STAT; positive regulation of cell population proliferation. Lineage: Eukaryota; Metazoa; Chordata; Testudines; Emydidae. The record is from RefSeq and is a predicted model, not a curated record. The coding region runs from base 1 to 699 and encodes 232 amino acids. Gene Ontology annotation, molecular function: hormone activity.